AGAGAGAGAGAGAGAGAGAGAGAGAGAGAGAGAGAGAGAUACAGAGGAACACAGGCAAGCUGAAACCUUUAUAGGGUUGUAGGCUGUCUAUGUCUAGAAGGAUUUAAACAAACUAAAGUAACACAGGGGGAUGUCAAUUGUUUCUUUUGGUUCAUUAGCUUCCUGUUCGUGAGAAGUGGAAAGAAGAAUUUGAUAAUCCUCUCUUCCUCUUUUUGAAAUAGUGUAUUUAUUCACAGCUGUGCAAUAUCAAUCCUCACGUCUCCUGCAGUCACAGAGCAUAAGGACACAAGACGAAGCUUUCUCAUCCCUCUUAAGAUCCACCAAAGAUCAGAAAAAUGAACACCAGCCUGUCAAACACUUCCAUCAAGUGUGAUCGGGACACCAGUGUGACGGCUGUUGUCUUCCCCUGCCUGUACAGCGUCCUCUUUGUAGUCGCCCUGAUACUGAACUCUCUGGCUGCAUGGAUCUUCUUCAAUCCCAGCACCUCAACAUUUGUGGUCUUUCUAAAAAAUGUGGUGGUGGCUGAUUUCCUGAUGACCCUGACCAUCCCUCUGAGAGUCUUGAGUGAUGCAGGCGUGGGCUCCUGGAGACUACGUGCCUUCCACUGCCGGUACUCUGCCGUCCUCUUCUACAUCACUAUGUACAUCAGCAUCCUCCUGCUGGGCCUCAUCAGUCUGGACCGCUACCUGAAGAUAGUCAAGCCCUUUGGGAAGAGUGCUCUGCAGCGGGUCCGUGUUGGUCAAGUGCUGAGCGCCGUUAUCUGGGUGGUGAUGCUUUCUCUGGCGCUGCCCAAUGUCAUCCUAAGCGACCAGCCGGCCCGGGUGACUAGGGGCAGAUUGAAGUGCACCUCCAUGAAGAGCAUAGCCGGCCUGCUGUGGCACGAGGGAUUCAACUACUUCUGUCAGGUUGUUUUCUGGGGCACGCUGGCCUUGAUGGUGGUUUGCUACACAUUUAUAAGCAAGAAGGUUUACGAGUCCUACAAAGCCUCUAAGAGCAAAUCUCAAGCAACAAGCCGCAGAACCAAGGCAAAGGUGUUUGUAGUGGUGGGGGUGUUUUUCAUCUGCUUUGCCCCAUUUCACUUUGCACGCGUGCCCUACACUCUGACCCAGACGGGUAGCAUGGCAAGUCACUGCCGGGCGCAGAACGCACUCUACAUCGCCAAGGAAACCACUCUGUGGCUGUCAGCCACUAAUGUGUGCCUGGACCCGCUCAUCUAUGUGUUUCUGUGUAGGGUUUUCAGGAAAAAACUGACAGCCGCACUGUGUCACAAGCCGCUCCACAAAGCUACCAUGGAGUCUCCGACACUGACGUCAACCCAGCUGGAGAUGUCACACAUAGCCCAAAGUAAUGAUUAAUUACUGUAACUGUGUAGGCGGCAGGAGGCCAAAAGAAGGAGUAUUACUUGGAUAAAUAUAUAUUUUUUAAAGGCAAA
Messenger RNA from Labrus bergylta (ballan wrasse), 1432 nucleotides. RefSeq names its product P2Y purinoceptor 13-like. Gene Ontology annotation, biological process: G protein-coupled receptor signaling pathway; negative regulation of adenylate cyclase activity. Gene Ontology annotation, molecular function: G protein-coupled purinergic nucleotide receptor activity. Lineage: Eukaryota; Metazoa; Chordata; Actinopteri; Labriformes; Labridae. Gene Ontology annotation, cellular component: membrane. The record is from RefSeq and is a predicted model, not a curated record.